Messenger RNA from Conger conger (European conger), 2557 nucleotides. Its product is annotated as desumoylating isopeptidase 1-like. Gene Ontology annotation, molecular function: peptidase activity. The record is from RefSeq and is a predicted model, not a curated record. Gene Ontology annotation, biological process: protein modification by small protein removal. The transcript is spliced from 6 exons. Lineage: Eukaryota; Metazoa; Chordata; Actinopteri; Anguilliformes; Congridae. Bases 426 to 932 code for a protein of 168 amino acids.
UCUGUGGUUUUACCUGGCUAUCAAAUGUAUUCAUAACAUGUUUUUACUUCCUGGAUUGUACAGUGCGUUAGGUAGCUUGCUGGAUUUACAUCGAUGACACAGCAACAUAGUUAGACUAGCGAAGUUGUUAGCCAGGAAUUACAGUUGCUGGUGUAGCUGAGUAGCUAGCUGGCUAGCCAGUUGUAACCCACCUGCACUGUUUACAGUACGGUAGCUAGCUAGCUUUACUGAUAAAUUCAGCGAGCAAGGUAUUUUCUUAUUCAUUCGUCAAAACAUCAGUAGGUUAGCUAGCCACUGUGGCUAUUGGUAGUUAACAGGUCUGCGAAGAUAGUGAAGGUUACCAAAUAUAUACUUUUAAAUAAAAGCAAAAACAAAGCACAAGUAGAAAGGUAGCUAGCCAACUAUAGCUGUCGAUCUCUACGACCAUGGACCAACACAACACAACGAAUACUGUCAAACUGUACAUUUAUGACAUGUCCAGAGGAAUGGCUCGUCAACUCAGUCCCAUCAUGUUAGGGAAACAACUGGAUGGAAUAUGGCACACCUCCAUUGUCAUCUUUGGAGAUGAGUUUUUCUAUGGGGGAGAAGGAAUAACUAGCUGCCCGCCGGGCGGGACGGUGCUGGGUGUCCCCAACAACAUUGUGGAGCUAGGAAACACAGAGGUGACAGAGGACAUUUUCAUGGAGUACCUUUCCUCACUUGGGGAGUCCACAUACAGAGCGGACAAUUAUAGACUGUUUGAGCACAACUGCAACACCUUCAGUAACGAGGUGGCCCAGUUUCUGACGGGAGGGAAAAUCCCCUCCUACAUCACAGACCUGCCUGCCGAGGUGCUCUCCACGCCCUUUGGUCAAGCACUGCGCCCUCUCCUGGACUCCAUGAGUAUCGCUCCGGGAGGCAACGUCAUCAACGGGCACUACGGGCAGAGAUAGAUGCACCAGCCUGCCAGUGCAGACGCACGGAGUCACGUAUUCAGCAUGGACGUGGUCUGCAGCUCUCUCCCCUCUGUGAGCCCUGGCAGGUCUCUGAUCCCAGCAUGCCCUUCAGCUGCCGUCCUCCUGGGGCUCAGCCCGGCACCAAACCUCCCUUUCCCUGCUCCUCAAGAGUCCUACAAGCCAUCAGCCUCAGCAGUGGUCUCUUGAUCUAGUAAUCUAGUGAAUGUAAACUUUCCUCAACCAAGAGACCAAAAUCUGCAGAAUGGAGCUCCAGUAAAUAGGGGCAGAGCUGCAGAUCUCAAUUCUUUUGAGCGAAGGGGGGGUAGGGGCUGUAAUCUUUCCUUAUUUAUAUCCAUUCUGUUAUGUUGUCUUCUUUCUCUAUGUUCCAUGUGUUCCUUAAAGGCUUUGGAAAAACCUGUAAGCUAGUGCAGUUGCCUGGGAUAGAAUUAAGGGCUGUAAAUGAUCCUGAUGUUCUUAGUUGACAGUUAAAACCGCUCUCUCGUAGUGUUGUGAUGUGCUUUGAUGGAAUGUAGUCUGUGCCAGUCUGGGAGUCGCGCGGUCUGACGCAUAAUCGGCCGUAGCAUCGUCCAGGGAGGGAGGGCUUAAUUCGGUAGAGUAUUCCCCACCUCAUUGCUCAAUAGUGACUCUUCUGGGCGCUGGGUGUGUGCGAUCUGCCUGCGACCUGGGGAAGGGACUGGGAGGCUGACUUCAGACAUUCCUCGCCUCAGCAGCUGAUUAUCUUGGGUCUUUUUAUGAACAAACGUGUUAAGGAACAGAUUCUAUGUUCAUAACUUAGAGAUGUGUAGAGCUUAGAAGGAUCUGUACAUAACUGCACUACUUUUCUAAUGAACAGUACUCUGGUAUACCCAUUUAUUUAAACAUUUAUAUGACUUUAAAGAACAGUACCACUUAUUUGAAGAACAAUACUUACUGGCAUGCCACUUUAAAAUAACAAGUUUAAAGAACAGUUCUUAUAUACAACAGGAAAUGGUAUUCAUUACAAAUCAUAUUGUGGAUGGUUCGAUAGACUGCAUGAAUCUGCAUAUCUAGUGCACAGGGUGUUUUAAAGCCUGUUUCCGUUCUGUUCUAUUUAGUACACUGAAAAGAUCUGUACACUCAGCGGAUUCAGUGCAAGAGUUCUUAGAGCAGCGGAUUGACUGGACCAACAUAGAAAUACCUUUGUCAACUAUCCAUCCAUCCAUCCAUCCAUUAUCUUAACCCACUUAUCCUGAACAGGGUCGCAGGGGGGCUGGAGCCUAUCCCAGCAUACAUUGGGCAAAAGGCAACUACUUUCUCUAAAUUUUGAUCUUUAAUCAAAUGCACCAUCUACACUCUUACCUUUAAUUCAGAAAUCAAGUUGCCAAGUCUCUUUAUUCUUUGUUCAUAGAGUGUGAAAUUAAUUAUUACUUGUGAAGUACUUGUAUUAUACAUUAUUAUUUAUUUGAGAUUUAACAUUAAUAACAUAACAAAGGUUUAGGUCAUUGAUUCUAUUUGCUACUCCUGUGACUGUUAACUUGUGUUUUGUUAUUUGACACAAUAUAAAUUUUGUCUCUUUUUACUGAACUAUGCUUGUGCUUGGUGAAAAGGAAAAAAAAAAAAAAAAACAUACUGCCAUUUGUGGA